GUUUGCAGCUUUGAGUCACCGCGGCUUGAUUGUGUCGUUUUAUCGCGAAAUUUUGAGAAUUUUGAUUUGAUUUUCUUUUUAUUUUCCCUCCAACCAUGGGCGAAGAACGUGAAGCUACCCGGACGGAGUACAAGCUGGAGAUGGACUCCGAGCUGCGGUUCGAAAUUGAGAACAAAAACGAGAAGGUCACCGUUACGCUGAUGAACGGCCACGCCGAGCUGUUCGGAACGGAGCUGGUGAUGCGCAAGCCGUACGAGUUCGGGGUCGGUGCCAAGGUGGCCAUAUUCACCUACCACGGGUGCACGAUCGAGCUGCGCGGCAAACCGGACGUGGCGUACGUGGCCCGCGAAACGCCGAUGGUCCAAUACCUGAACUCAAACUCCGCGCUGGAACAUUUGCGGGCCAAGGCCGAACAGGACGACACCCAGGGACCGGUGGUGAUGAUCGUGGGACCGAUGGACGUGGGCAAAACGACGCUGUGUCGGAUCUUCCUAAACUACGCCGUUCGGUUGGGACGUAGACCGAUCUACGUGGAUUUGGACGUUGGCCAGGGAGGCAUCGCCAUACCGGGGACGAUCGGAGCGUUGCUGGUCGAACGACCCGCGCCGGUGGCCGAAGGAUUCUCCCAGCAGGCUCCACUAGUGUACCACUUUGGACAUACGUCCCCGUCGGACAACGACGUAUUUUACGGAGUGCUGAUUUCAAAACUAGCCGAGACCACCCUCGAGCGGCUGGAAGCCAACAAAAAGGCCAAAUACUCAGGCAUGAUCAUCAACACGUGCGGCUGGGUCAAGGGAGGAGGUUACCGCCACAUCCUUCACGCCAUCAAAGCCUUCGAAGUGAAUGCCGUCUUCGUUCUAGACCAGGAACGACUCUACAACGAGCUGCUCCGGGACGUGGAACGAGCCGUGCAGAUUGUGUUCCUGCCCAAAAGUGGUGGCGUCGUCGAACGCACCAAGUCGCAACGUGCCGAAGCGCGGGACAAUCGCGUCCGCGAGUACUUUUACGGGUCCAAAAUGCCGCUCUACCCACAUUCCUUCGACGUCAAGUUCAGCGACGUCAAAAUCUUCAAGGUCGGUUCGCCAGCGCUGCCCGAUUCGUGUCUGCCGCUGGGCAUGAAACGGGAAGACAACUACACGAAGCUGGUGGCCGUUCAGCCGGGACCGCAGCUGCUGCACCACAUUCUGGCGGUGAGCUUCGCCGAGAGCACAGAUGAUAACGUAAUCCAGAGUAACGUGGCCGGGUUUAUCUGCGUGACGAACGUCAGCAUGGAGAAGGAAGUGCUGACGAUUUUGUCACCGCAGCCGAGGCCGCUGCCGCAAACUAUUCUGCUGGUGUCUGAUUUUCAGUUUAUGGAUAGUCAUUAGAUUUAUUGACGAUUUUGUUGUAAAUAAAGAUUUUCA
This is a messenger RNA of Culex pipiens pallens (northern house mosquito), 1403 nucleotides long. It is a transcript of the gene cbc, whose product is annotated as protein CLP1 homolog. Gene Ontology annotation, cellular component: mRNA cleavage factor complex; nucleus. Gene Ontology annotation, biological process: tRNA splicing, via endonucleolytic cleavage and ligation. The transcript is spliced from 2 exons. NCBI's taxonomy places the organism in Eukaryota, Metazoa, Arthropoda, Insecta, Diptera, Culicidae. The record is from RefSeq and is a predicted model, not a curated record. The coding region runs from base 96 to 1367 and encodes 423 amino acids. Gene Ontology annotation, molecular function: polynucleotide 5'-hydroxyl-kinase activity.